Trachymyrmex septentrionalis is the source of this 1620-nucleotide messenger RNA. RefSeq lists its product as uncharacterized. Lineage: Eukaryota; Metazoa; Arthropoda; Insecta; Hymenoptera; Formicidae. The annotation marks the transcript as partial. The record is from RefSeq and is a predicted model, not a curated record. The transcript is spliced from 5 exons.
UUCACACAAUUAGCCAAAGCACUUGUCCUUUCGUGAGGUUAAAGUUUCUUCAGUAAUCGUGAACUGUGACAAAAUAUUAUGAAGAAAGCUGGAGCGACUCUGCAAACCGAGGUGAACACGGAGGAGGAAUGGCAACAGUUACUGAGUCGCCCGGGCCUGAUCGUUGUAGACGUGUACUCUGACUGGAGCGGACCUUGCACUGCCAUGGUAAACACCCUUAAGAAGAUCCAGAUGGAAGUAGGCCUCGAGGCGGUGGACUACGCGAUUGCGCGAAACGAUGACAUUGACGACUUGGCCAGGUUCCGAGGCCGAAGUGAACCCACCUGGAUGUUUUUGCAGAACGGCAAGGUGGUGAAUCUAAUAUUUGGUGCGGAUUGUCCGUUCUUACGAAAGCUACUGAUAAAUGAAGUAAAGAGAGUGCAGCAAUUAGAAACUCCGAAGUGGCGUUUGGAUGUACAUGAACGAGCACCCGAAGAGGACAUCCGAUGGCAGCAAGAAGAAGCCAUUAGGCGAGCGCUGGAAGAAGAGAAACAAGCAAAGGAAGAAGCCGAGAGGCUGGAAAAAUACGAGCGAUUUAUGGCGCAAAUGAUGGUCGAGUUGUGCGAGCAUACGGCGCUGGUGCUUUAUCCGUGGGUUUUUAAGGACGACCGUGGAAGACCUCUGACUAAGCAGCAGAGUCCACAGUAUACAGAACUCGUGAAGGAUCUCUUCAAACAAUGCUACGACGUGCAGGAGGAAGCACGGAUCCAACUAAACGAGGACAUAAUCGAGAAGAUGUUCGUCGAGAGCGGCGUCGACAUCACCGAGGAAUUGAUAAAAGGGCUAACCGACGGGAAAUGCAUGGCAAUGAGGUUGAAAGGCAAACCACCCCAUCCAGACUGGCCGGUUCGUUAUCCUUAUGAGAGUCCGGAACGUGAUGCGGUGAACGUUCCGAUCCGUGCCAUCAAUGAUGUCGAGAAUUAUCUUAUUAGUAUCAUCACGGAUGGACCUCUUUUACAACCUGAAGCGGCUGAAGUACCGACUUAUGAUAUGCCUUACAUGCAGAGACACGUGUACGUGCACAAGCCGGAUCCGGAAAUUGAGGGUGAUAUCGACCGCGAGCAUCCCGCGGUUUGGGUACCUCCUCAGGCUAGAAGUAAAGUUCACGUCUUCAAGACUCUAUUUCCGGCUUACAUGGAGAAGAAUCAUCCUUACGAAGAGCCGACAGUUCCUCCGCCGUUGUGUGCUUUCAAAUUCGAAGCAUCGAAAUUCAACAUCGUGCGAGACGCGUACGAAUUGAAUUGUGAUGCGAUUGAAUAUUUCGGCGUCUUCGAGUUCGAUCGGCCGCCUGAGGCGAGACGUAUCACGUCUUUACCCGAGGAUUUUGAAAAGGUGAAGUACAAAACUGGCAAUGAGAUAUUUGUGGUGAUAAUUCGAAGAAUCAACGAAGAAGCCUUCCUGGCUUUUGCCGGCAUCGAGCCAUUCUUCGUGACAGAAGUUGAGAAGGAGGUUGAAGGACUAAUAACGGCAUAUUUCCCUGAAGGAGUAGAGGAUGUGAUGCCAUUAACACCGCCGGAAGAACAAGAAGCACUUUAUGAAGACGAGGGUGAGAAAGAAGAGGAGGAAGAGAAUGAUGAAGAA